AUGCCUUCGAGACCAGCAUUCGAUGAACUUCCUCUCCGAAAAGAUGGCCCUCUUGGCAAUGCGUGGGGUCUCUUCGGAGCUGACGACCAAAGCGGCAUGCUCAACCUUCUUACACCCGAGACCACAGCCAACGCAGCUCGCGAAAUUGUCGAGGGAGUGCGCAUUUCCACCGACUGGGCCCUGGAUAGUAUGUCGACGCCGUGUUUUGGUCGCCCUGCGUUGCAGCACACUAUCAAGCAUAAGGCUCCCAGGACGGUGAACGACGACGAAUUGGUGUUUAAUACGCAGAGCAGUUCGCAGUGGGAUGGAUUUAGACACUACGGUUAUCAGAAGGAGAAGAUUUAUUUUAACGGGAAGUCGCAGGAAGAUGUUAUGAAUACGCACGUCAAUGGGAUUCACGUGUGGGUUGAAAACGGGGGCGUUGUAGGCCGUGGCGUUCUUCUCGACUAUGCAGCAUGGGCAGAUGCCAAAGGUAUCGAAAUCAACCCAUUUGAGACGGUGUCGAUCCCCGUAUCUACGUUGAAAGAAGUUGCUGCCAGCCAAGGAACGACCUUUAAAGAAGGUGACAUUCUCUUCCUCCGCACUGGCUGGACAAGAGGGUAUCAAAAGAUGUCGAAUGACGAGAAAGUUGCGCUGGCUGCUAUGCUGCCCCCUCCGGCUAUUGGUGUCGAAUCGUCAGAAGAAACGCUCCGAUGGCUCUGGGACAGUGGAUUUGCUGCCGUUGCGGGGGAUCAUCCGUCAAUGGAGGCGUGGCCAUGCCAGAACCUGGACUUUCAACUUCAUCAGUGGCUGUUGGCGGGCUGGGGGAUGCCGAUUGGGGAGUUGUUCGACUUGGAGCGGCUGAGUGAGGAGUGUGGGAAGAGGAAGAGAUGGACAUUCUUUUUCAGUAGUAUGCCGUUAAAGGUUCCUGGUGGUGUUGCUAGUCCACCGAAUGGGGUGGCUAUUCUCUAA
This is a messenger RNA of Pochonia chlamydosporia 170, 951 nucleotides long. RefSeq names its product cyclase protein. NCBI's taxonomy places the organism in Eukaryota, Fungi, Ascomycota, Sordariomycetes, Hypocreales, Clavicipitaceae. Bases 1 to 951 code for a protein of 316 amino acids. The transcript has 3 exons. Gene Ontology annotation, molecular function: arylformamidase activity. The record is from RefSeq and is a predicted model, not a curated record.